CGUGUUGGCGGCUGCACUAAAGGCUGUUGAACUACACUGUCUGCAUUAAAAGGUAUGGGGCGCGUUCGAAAAUUCCGUGCGGUGUGUGGAAUCGAUGAGCUUUCCAACGAGAACAUGCUAUGGAAAGCUUUGUUGGCCGAGUUCAUCGGAACCGGGAUUUUGGUGCUAAUUGGAUGCGGUUCUUGCAUCUCUGGCUGGGACGAAGAUUACAAGCCGUCUGUAGUUCAAAUAGCUCUAGCUUUCGGAGUGACUGUAGGUACCAUAGUUCAGGCCAUGUGUCAUAUUAGCGGAGGGCACAUUAAUCCAGCUGUUACUUUGGCCUUUCUAGCCACCGGUAAAUGCUCUAUUCUUCGUGCCUUUUUCUACGUGUGUGCUCAGUGUGUGGGCGCAAUCACAGGGGCAGCAGUCUUGAAAGCGCUAACACCUCUAGCGCAGCAGGAGUUACUAGGGGCCACCACUGUCCACCCGCAUUUAAACCCCAUACAAGGGUGCAUUGUGGAAAUCUGUAUCACAUUUGUCCUGGUUCUUACAGUGUUUUCUGUGUGUGAUGGCAACAGACUAGAUGUAAGAGGAUCAGCCCCUCUGGCCAUCGGUCUUUCUGUCGCCACUUGUCAUAUGUUUGCUGUCAAGUAUACUGGCUCGAGCAUGAACACAGCAAGAUCAUUCGGACCAGCCGUAAUAGCUGGAGUUUGGGAAUAUCAUUGGAUUUACUGGCUCGGGCCUAUUCUUGGUGGAAUAAUAGCAGGAAUCUUUUACCAACAUACUUUCUCUGCCUUACCACCAGAGCCAGAAGAGCUGGAACGAGUACGACUUAACAGCAUUCGCCGUUACGAAGAAAAAGAAGUCAUUGAAGACAGAACUUCAUCUGUUUAAACUUUCUUUACUGAGGGGAGACAUUAAGUGCCACGACAAAAAACAACAACAAAAAAACCUCCCUCAAAGAGUGUAUAAAAGAUGUUAAAUCGUAUUGUAAAGAAACCUAUGAUAUUGUAAGCUUAUUUACGGUACUCUUAUGUUGAACUGGGUUCUGAAAAAGCGCUCUCCUACAGUAAUUUGUACUUCGUCACGAGUGAGUGCAUAUACUUCUGACAAAGUACGACUUACGUGGGAAUACGUUAGGGUUCAGGGAUCUACUUUUUUCAACCUACUUUCUGAGUCUGGUGUUUCUAUGCACUAAACUGUAUCAUUACAGUUCUUUUAAAAAUCAAAAAUAAUAACUUAUACUUUUAUUCGUAAUAUUUUUUUCGUAACAAAAAACCAAGAGAGUAGGUUGAAAAAGUAUUGUACAUUAAAUAACAAUAUAAACACAUGAACCAGUUGUACAAAACUUAAGUCAAAAUACGACUUUUGCCCUAAUAUAACUAGAUACAAAGGACGGUGAAUUAAAAUAGGAAAUCUAUGUCUGACAUUGUUCUAAAUUUCUCAUUCUAUCACCUUUCACCUGAUAUCAUCGUAGAUUAUAAUGCAUUGAAUAGCAACCUAUUGAUUCAUUCUAUUUAAUUGAGCUUUAAUUUGAGUAUCACUUUGUUUAUCGUUGUAAUUAAUGAAUGGACAUAACAUAUUUAUCUUUGUAUUUUUAAUAAAAUUUUAUAAGGUUUGGCAUAAUAAUUUCAAAUUAUAACGUACAUGUUUAUGCAUUGGUUGUAGCGCCAUCUAUU
Molecule: messenger RNA, 1658 nt
Organism: Limulus polyphemus (Atlantic horseshoe crab)
Lineage: Eukaryota; Metazoa; Arthropoda; Merostomata; Xiphosura; Limulidae
Product: aquaporin AQPAe.a-like
Exons: 3
Coding region: 55-873 (272 amino acids)
Biological process (GO): transmembrane transport
Cellular component (GO): plasma membrane
Molecular function (GO): water channel activity
Source: RefSeq, a predicted model, not a curated record